UGCUACAGUAAACAUGGUAGUGACAGAUGUCAAUGACAAUGCUCCAGUGUUUGAUCCAUAUCUGCCUAGAAACUUAUCUGUGGUGGAGGAGGAAGUCAAUGCCUUUGUGGGUCAAGUAAGGGCAACAGACCCUGAUGCUGGAAUAAAUGGCCAAGUGCACUACAGUUUGGGUAACUUCAACAAUCUUUUCCGCAUCACAUCCAAUGGGAGCAUUUACACUGCAGUGAAGCUUAAUAGAGAAGUCAGGGACUACUAUGAACUUGUUGUGGUGGCAACUGAUGGAGCAGUAUACCCUCGUCAUUCAACUCUAACACUGGCCAUCAAGGUUUUGGAUAUUGAUGACAAUAGUCCAGUGUUCACCAAUUCAACAUACACUGUUGUUGUGGAAGAGAAUCUGCCAGCUGGGACCACCUUCCUUAAAAUAGAGAUGAUUUCAGGAUUAUUCUGA
Molecule: messenger RNA, 448 nt
Organism: Ictidomys tridecemlineatus (thirteen-lined ground squirrel)
Lineage: Eukaryota; Metazoa; Chordata; Mammalia; Rodentia; Sciuridae
Source: RefSeq, a predicted model, not a curated record